Eimeria maxima is the source of this 744-nucleotide messenger RNA. RefSeq lists its product as hypothetical. The transcript has 7 exons. Bases 1 to 744 code for a protein of 247 amino acids. Gene Ontology annotation, molecular function: structural constituent of cytoskeleton. The record is from RefSeq and is a predicted model, not a curated record. Lineage: Eukaryota; Apicomplexa; Conoidasida; Eucoccidiorida; Eimeriidae.
AUGAAUUUGUAUUGGAUAGUGGUUGGUACGCUGCUUUCUGCGGGACCCGGUGUCGAGCCCGGCUCUGAGAAGUUGCGGCUGCAACUAGCAAGUGUGGGAGAGAGAUUCGCAGGAUUCAAGUCGUGCAUUGCAGAAGAUACAAGGAGGAGACGCCUACUCGAAGCAGAAAGAUACAGGCAAAUCCAUCAAGCAGUACAAGCGAUUGAGAACGGAGUUGCGGUAGAAACGCGGAGAAGGGGAGAGGCCAGCAAAGGCGCCCUCGACCAUCUUAUAACGCGUUGCGAGGAAUUAGAGCAAGGACUCUGCAGCCUUAAAGGAGAGCAAGCAGAAAAACUCUCACGGGAAGCUGCAGAACUGAUGGCUUGCUGCAAGGCCACGAGAGCGGCAUUCGAAGCUGAAGUGCGCUCGAGGAAUGCAAGGGAAGACGCGGCAGGGGAAAAGCUCGAGGAACUCGCCAAGAAUUUGGACCUAAAAAUUGAGAACGAAAUCGCGACGCGCCACCAACAACUUUCAUCUAUCAAAAAGGAGAUUGCCAUGCUCCUCAGGGGAGACCAGUCGCGAGAUCAGUUCCAUACGUUCGUCAAAGAGGAACUGGAAGAGCUGCGUGCGGGCCUUGCAGCUGCCACGCAGGCUCGUGAGGAGGCCGAUGAUGAGAUAUUACAGGCCAUAAACGAAUACACAACUGCACUGCAGAGGGGCCUGCAGAAUAUCGGAGGGCUGACCACUGGCGCAGCCAUGGCGUAG